Messenger RNA from Pyrgilauda ruficollis (rufous-necked snowfinch), 954 nucleotides. Its product is annotated as C-C motif chemokine 13-like. The record is from RefSeq and is a predicted model, not a curated record. Gene Ontology annotation, cellular component: extracellular region. Gene Ontology annotation, molecular function: CCR chemokine receptor binding; chemokine activity. The coding region runs from base 560 to 847 and encodes 95 amino acids. The transcript is spliced from 3 exons. NCBI's taxonomy places the organism in Eukaryota, Metazoa, Chordata, Aves, Passeriformes, Passeridae. Gene Ontology annotation, biological process: lymphocyte chemotaxis; inflammatory response; cellular response to interleukin-1.
CCUAAUUAACAGCCCAAAUUCCCUUAAAGGGGGAUCUCAGGGAUGCCUGAGCCAGCCCCAAACCCCAGGAUGCCACCAGGAAAUGUGAUGGGUGCUGUGACAGUGGCAGAGGCACCACGAUGAGCAACCAGCAAUGGGAGAAACAAACCAGCCACCACCAAGCCACCACCCCAGAGCGAGCAGAGGCCCCAGAGCCAAAGGCAAGGAGUGGUUUUGGCACAGGAACUCACAAGUGUGAGCAUCAUCCUGUGCUGUUUGCUGGUGGCCACAACCCAGCCCAAAAUAGACUCCCAGCCCAGCAUCAGUGGCUGCUCCCACGCCCCUGAGCAGCCCUCAGGUGUCACGGUGGCCAAAGUGGCUGCCAGAAGGAAUUUCCCCUCACCUCUCACCCCUCAUGGAGAGAUCCAAGCGGUUCUUUCCACAGGGAGGGUCCAAGCUGUCAUGGAAAGCCUGGCAGGGCUGUUAUAAAUCACCCAGGGCUGCAGGCAGGAGGGCAGGCAGCUCCUGGUGGCCUGAGGAGAACCAGAGCUGCUGGUGCUGACAGAACCUCGGGGUGGACAUGAAAAUCUCCUUGGCCCUGCUCGUCCUGCUGCUGGCAGCUGCCUGGACUGGAAGCCAGGGGAUGUCCUUCCGCAGCUCCAGAGCCAACUGCUGCUCCAAGGGAAUGUUCUCCCAUCGGAAAAUCCCCGAGUUCAGGAUCCGGGGCUACCUGGAAACAGCCCCCAGCUGCACCCACAGGGCUGUUCUUGUGAAGCUGCCAAAGGGGAUGGUCUGUGUGGACCCAGAGGAGAAAUGGCUCCAGGAGUACCUGAGGAAGCAGAAGAAGCCAAACAGCACCUCCACGUGAAGCUGCCUUCCCCAAAUCUCUAUUUAAUUGUACCCCAUAAUCCUCUGUGUGUUUUUGUGUCACUCAUUAAUUUAAGAGAGCUGGCUCUGUCCCCUCCCCUGCCCCCA